This is a messenger RNA of Babesia sp. Xinjiang, 1395 nucleotides long. RefSeq names its product Cytochrome oxidase assembly protein shy1 (gene shy1). Gene Ontology annotation, cellular component: membrane. Bases 1 to 1395 code for a protein of 464 amino acids. The transcript has a single exon. The record is from RefSeq and is a predicted model, not a curated record. NCBI's taxonomy places the organism in Eukaryota, Apicomplexa, Aconoidasida, Piroplasmida, Babesiidae.
AUGUCGUAUCUCGCCACCCGGGGGAUUCGUCCCUUGUUUAGGCAUUUUGGUUCAUCGCAUGUUCGGAUUUUGAACGCAGACAGUCUAUGUUGCGGCAUUCUGAGGACAAAACGAUUCCUUUAUGCGCAACAUAAACUUCAAAAUGAUAAUGUACAAUUGGAUGCAUUCUUUGAUCGUGGUGGUUUGGAGCGUGCAACUCCCUCAGGGGUGCCCACCUUGAUGCCUCCCCGUGACGGUACCCCUCUGCGCUGUACUGAAGAUCAAUGGUUAUAUUGCCCGACGCGUUCUGAAGUAGAUAUGUUUUUGGAGUCAUCUCCAUUGCCCGAUAAGCCGAUAAAUCUGGAAGGCAGCGUGGUCGUCCGUCUGGUUGACUUGGAUGCUGGCGUGACGUCACCUGUUGGCCGUUCAGUGUUUUUUAGCGAAUAUGGUAUACGCCGCGGUGAGUGUCUACAUAUAUUGUUGUUUGGAUCGUUUGUCUGCACAGUUUUGUGUUCUUUGGGUUACUGGCAGCUCCGUCGGCGUGCGUGGAAGAUGGACUUGCUGAAUACCCGUAGUGUCGCCCUUUCGCAACCUACGGUCAAGCUACGAUCGUUUGCGGAGAUAGAAGAUGCUCUCGGCGUCAGUGAUGAAUCGGGUGCUUCUGCAGAAUACCGUUGUGUCGAGUGCACAGGUGUCUUGGACUCCAGUUGCACGAUGCUGGUUGGUCCACGUCCUCCAUUGUACGGUUCUUAUGGAAGUUCUUCCGGUUAUUAUGUGAUUCGGCCUCUGAGAUUUCGUGACGGUUCAUGUGCACUAGUUAACCUUGGCUGGUUGGACAAUGAGAGUUUGCUUCACAAUUACGUAUGUCCUGAGCUUGUGACUCUACGGGGUGUUGUGGUACGGGACGACAUAGGCGAAUCUUUGAUUUCAUCUCUUAAGCUGAAUAUUGUUCGUAAGUAUCACGAUCUGAUGUCACUGUUCGGUUACAAGCUGCCUCCUGCGAAUGUGUCAGUCAAUCGCCCCCGGCGUUUGCUUCAUGAUGAUUCACGUAAGGUGUUCAGGUACGUAGACCCUAUAAGCAUGUCAAAGGAGGUGCAUUCAAUGUCACCAGUGAUAACAGGAAGGUAUGUGAUCAAUGCAUACGACGUGGUGUACCACGAUGACAUGACGGAAUCCUCUAUUUCUCCGUCACCCACGGAACAUCGUUUCAAGGCCAAUUCACGCGCUGGGAUCAAUGCCACUACCACACAUCUUGGCUAUGAACGUCGUCAGAAGUCGGACCAUCUACUUUUUUAUGCGGAUCCGGACAAACAUUCAAACUAUGCGUAUCAGUGGUUUUUGAUGGCAGGUUCCAUCGCCAUGAUGUGCAUAUAUAAGCUAUACAGAGUGCGUCGAACGCUUGGAACUAUAUUAUAG